Messenger RNA from Vicia villosa (hairy vetch), 790 nucleotides. RefSeq lists its product as uncharacterized. The coding region runs from base 86 to 790 and encodes 234 amino acids. The transcript has 6 exons. Lineage: Eukaryota; Viridiplantae; Streptophyta; Magnoliopsida; Fabales; Fabaceae. The record is from RefSeq and is a predicted model, not a curated record.
AUUAUCAACGUCAAGUCUGCAAGUUGAAGCAACACAAAACUCAUAUUAUUCUGACUUUGACAAAUUUCUUUGGAAAGCUGAAAUAAUGAGUCUCUCUGAGAUGGCAAACCUGCAACAUGAAAUAAUCUGUGUGACUGUUGCAACUCUUGAUAAGUUUGAAGUUGGCCAAACGGGAUGGUUUUAUGAUGGAUGUGUUGAAUGCACCCGGAGUGUGGCUCUAAAGGAUGGAAAGCUCCAGUGUUAUGCAAAACAUGUAAGCUCAGAGCCUGUGCCAAGGUAUAAGCUUGAAGUGUUGGCUGUUGAUGGUAAUUCCAAGGCGAAGUUCAUCUUUUGGGACACCGAUUGUGUGAAGUUAAUUGGAAAGUCUGCUCUUCAAAUGAAAAUGGAUUUGAUAGAGGCUGGUGAUUACGAUCCACUCGAAUUCCCUUACGAACUUAAUUCAAUACUGAAAAAGGAGUAUGCAAUUAGAGCUAUAUUUCAGCCUAAAAAUUCCCGACUUUCUGUCAUGGGCUUCAAAACUGAUGAAGAUUUCCGUAAGAAAAAAAUUAAGGACAGUUUCAAAGGCGAGGAGCAUACUUCAAAACUUGAAACACCUUAUCCUUUGUCCCAAGAUGAUAUAAUCAGUUGUUCUGAACUUGUAUCUGCAUCUGGAGAUUAUGAUCCUUCAAGUGGAAAUUCUGGGUUGACUCCGUCUAAGAGGUCUUCAACUGAUGUGGUGGAAGAUGUUGACAAUGUCCAACAAUCCUCAACCAAGUUGAAGCCCAUGACAGAUGUUAAAAAGGAGAAGUAG